This is a messenger RNA of Onychostruthus taczanowskii (white-rumped snowfinch), 687 nucleotides long. It is a transcript of the gene MAGOH, whose product is annotated as mago homolog, exon junction complex subunit. Gene Ontology annotation, cellular component: exon-exon junction complex; nucleus; catalytic step 2 spliceosome. The transcript is spliced from 5 exons. Gene Ontology annotation, biological process: RNA splicing. Lineage: Eukaryota; Metazoa; Chordata; Aves; Passeriformes; Passeridae. The coding region runs from base 60 to 500 and encodes 146 amino acids. The record is from RefSeq and is a predicted model, not a curated record.
CUUGGAGCGUUGGCGCCGCUCCGCUUCCCUUGGAUGACGUAGAUCCUCUGUGGAGGGCCAUGGCGAGUGAUUUCUACCUCCGCUACUACGUGGGGCACAAGGGGAAAUUCGGACACGAGUUCCUCGAGUUCGAAUUCCGGCCUGACGGGAAGCUGCGCUACGCCAACAACAGCAACUACAAGAACGAUGUGAUGAUCCGAAAGGAGGCUUAUGUGCACAAGAGUGUGAUGGAGGAGCUGAAGAGAAUAAUCGACGACAGUGAAAUCACAAAAGAAGAUGAUGCUCUGUGGCCUCCUCCUGACAGAGUGGGCCGACAGGAGCUCGAGAUAGUAAUUGGUGAUGAGCACAUCUCCUUUACCACGUCAAAAAUCGGUUCCCUCAUUGAUGUAAAUCAGUCCAAAGAUCCAGAAGGCUUGAGAGUAUUCUACUACCUGGUCCAAGACCUUAAAUGUCUCGUCUUCAGUCUUAUUGGACUCCACUUCAAGAUUAAGCCAAUUUAAAUCAGACAAACUGAAGUUUGUGUUGCAAUGUUAGCAGUAGAGAUGGGAAGGGAGGAUCCUGUUCCAGUUCUUCAUUGUUUCGGAAAGGUUUUUGUACUUUAGAUUAUUUUUUUGAUUGUUAUUUUGUUGUUGUUACAAACUGUCAGUGACUCAAUAAAAGGGUAAGAUUUGCGUUUUUAAUUUUUAA